CACGCGAUGAAGUGGGUCCGUGUUUUCGGCCAAUCAAUCUCUACCAAUACAACGGCGAGCCUGCCCCACAUCGAAAAAAAAAGUGCGACUACACCCUCAGCGGCGACAUUCACUCACCAACUCACCAACAACUCUUCAUAACAUCAUUAUUCAGCAUUUGGCCAAAAUUUUCCAGGAGCUUGAGUCUCGAAAAGAUUGGACUCAUAAUAACACGAGCUUCCUCAUAGCUGUACCCCGUCAGUGAAACCGUCACCAAGAAUUUGAUCGCUGGCCCCCGGCCCGUCAUCACAUAUUCACACCCGAAAUGGUCACCACACGGAACGGGAAGCGCACAGCCGCCGAGGCGCCGGCGACCGAGACCACCAAGAAGCAGAAGCUGCCAGUCAGGUCAAAAGACGGCAAGACUACGCCCAAGAAAUCCUCCGGCAAGAAGGAUGAGAGCAGCCAGCCGUCGUCAAAGAGGAGAUCAUCGCUUGUCGUCGAGCUGAGGUCGGAGGCGAACCUAUGUGACGCCCAGGAGGUUCACGAGCAGCAGAUUAUCACAGGCGCCGAGCAGCCGGCCCCGGAACCAGAAGCAGGGGAGGAAAGGCUCAUCAACGAUUCGGAGGCGUCCGUGAGCGAUGGCCAGGCCGCGGAGAAGACGACGGCGCUGGUCGCCGAGGGGGAUGACGGCUCAGACUCGGACGAGGCGCCCGAGGCCGUUUCCACGUCCAAGGCUGCGGUACAGGCCAAGAAGUCUGCACAGGCAGCCAACAAGGCCAUCGCAGAACAACAAGCCGCCCAAAAGCGCAAGCGCCAAGAGCGCAACGCCCGCCUUCAGGAGCAGGCCGCGGCGCGCAAGGCUCAGGAGGACGCGGCCCAGGCGGAGGAGUCGAACGAAGAGGAGGCCCAAUCAGCCCCGGCACCGGAGACGACCGGACGCCGGAGGCUCAACAAGCUUGACCUCCCCUCCGAGCUCCCGGCCGAGUACCUCGACUCCGACUCAGAAGACGAGGGCGGCGGCGACGGCGAGACAGGCGGGAAGGCCCGCAAGGCGCUCAAGCUGCACACGGCGGAGGCGCAGUUGGCGCGCGAGAGUCGCGGGCCCAAGGACGAGGUCGUCGGGUCGACGCUGUUCCGGGUUGUCAAGAAGGAGGACGAGAGGCUGGCGCCCAAGGCGCAGAAGUCCUCGGUCAACGCCAAAAAGGCGCUGCUGGCGCGCGGCAGGGCGCCCGUGAAGGCGCGUAGGGGAUUCUUGGUCUGAGCCUUGCGUGUGUAUGGGAGAUUCGUGCUUAAUGGGGGGGGAGGGUGGGGCGCGGCACU
Colletotrichum navitas is the source of this 1302-nucleotide messenger RNA. RefSeq lists its product as uncharacterized. Gene Ontology annotation, biological process: rRNA processing. The transcript has 2 exons. Gene Ontology annotation, molecular function: snoRNA binding. Bases 305 to 1243 code for a protein of 312 amino acids. The record is from RefSeq and is a predicted model, not a curated record. NCBI's taxonomy places the organism in Eukaryota, Fungi, Ascomycota, Sordariomycetes, Glomerellales, Glomerellaceae.